Molecule: messenger RNA, 15636 nt
Organism: Micropterus salmoides (largemouth bass)
Lineage: Eukaryota; Metazoa; Chordata; Actinopteri; Centrarchiformes; Centrarchidae
Gene: celsr3
Product: cadherin, EGF LAG seven-pass G-type receptor 3
Biological process (GO): cell surface receptor signaling pathway; homophilic cell-cell adhesion; G protein-coupled receptor signaling pathway
Cellular component (GO): plasma membrane
Molecular function (GO): calcium ion binding; G protein-coupled receptor activity
Source: RefSeq, a predicted model, not a curated record
CUGCCAGUCAGUCAGUCAGUGUGAGUGUGUAAGCCAUGUUGGAUGUGAAUGAACGGGAGGAGAGAUGCUGCUGCCGCGCCGCUCCUAACGCUCCGACCUCCAGCUCCACGGACCACAGCGGGUAGAUGCCAACUCUCCAGGCCGACGGAGAGACGGGGGAGCCUGGGGGAAGGUGUCGGGCGGUGCCGGCGGUCCUGGAAUUGGCCACCUAGCCAGAGGAAGGACUGAGGGAAGUAACUGGGAGAGGAGAAUACGCACUCGACAGAGAAAGAGAGAGAAUAGGCAGAGGUGGAAGUGGGAGAAAGGUGGGGAGAGACAGAGAAAGGAAGAGACUAAAUGGCUGCACCGCUACCGGGCUUCACCCCGCUCCUGCUCUGGUCUCUGGCACUCCACCUGCUUCUCCUCGGCCCUUUGUUCGCCUUCACCCCGGAGACGGUGAAUACAGAAGGGGUUUCCAACCAAUGUACCCCGGGCCUCUUCUACCGAAACGCCGGUAAAGUGAGCCAACAGCAGCAGCAGCAGCAGCAGUGCGAGGAAGCAGGGGAGUCGCCGAGGGGCAGCUGGAAUCUACACCCAAGCAGGUGGACCUUAGAGCAGAUACAGAGUGAGGGAUGCUCUGGAGUGCAGCACGCAGAGGGGGCGCUGGGAGCAUAUCACCAGGAUGGGGCGAGGGGGACACGGAAGGAGAGACUGAAAGGAGUCGGGACGUUUGGGAGGAGUGGAAAUGGCCCUCCGGCACCAUCACCUCCUCCUCCUUCUCUCCACCCAGGUAUUAGGAGCAGGUCGAGCUGGGAUGGCGUCGGCAUAGGACAGGGAGUGGAGAGAGGAAGGCUGGUGAUGAAGGGCGUUGUUUCACCUGCUUUCACCUCCUCACCAGUUCAAAACGGCAAAAAACGGGCAGUACAAAGGACUAGAGCGUGCGCACAACGGUGGCCGGCGUCGAGGCCACACCUCGCCAAACGUGGCGCCGCCAGAGCCUUUGUGCACGCCUCUGGCCUGUGCAGGGCACCCGGAAGUGGAGAGAGGAGAGGGGGAGAGGUGUGGAAGAGGGCUGGUGAGGCAAGGAGGCUCUUAGCUACAUGGUGCUCCCUGACACCCGGGCAUCUCUACUGGCCAAGCCCCGACAAACACGCCCUCUCCACGGCCAAAAUCCCCCCAGCAGGCCCCUUACCAACCGGUUGCUUUUGUUGCAUUCAUCCUCUUUCAGGAUACAAUUCACGACAAUUCACCGUCAAAUUUCAUCACCGGUUCACCCAAAGUUCAACCUGUAUCCAGGGAUCAAAAUUGGACUACAUUUGUCAUUUUUCAUCUUGUAAUUCCACGAAGUCCGGCUACACAGACACAAUUCAGUCGCAUCCAGUUUACAGGAACAGCAACAAGGCUUGGGGUACUGGUAAUUAUUCUCAUUUGGGCAGGCACAAUGUAAUCGAUCCCAGUAGUAUAAGAGAGGGGGGUGAUGACAGCUGCUCGGUUGGGUGCACUGGUAGCAGGGAGAGGGGAGCGAGGAGAGGGGGAGAUGAACAGGAAGGGAAGGAAGCGUACAGAUGUAGCGCACCGGCAGUGAUUAACCCCAGAACCAGGGCGCACUUUGAUUAUUGUGGAACCCCUGUGCAUGAUGCGAAAGCAGGGUAUUACUACGCCGGAAUUAAGGAUAAGGAGAGGGAAAGGAAUGAGAGGAAAGAUGGAAAGGGAGGAGGGGCGUACCAAGACAACAAACACGUUAAUUUACCUAAUUACCCGGAUAAUGAUUUGCCUUUUCCGAUUCUAUGUAAUGAGCUUCGGAAGGGGAAAUCAGCACCAGCAAACACGAGGCAGAACAGUCAAACCCGGGGAGAAAGCAGAAAGGUACCCGGUGGUUGCUUUGGUUGUUUUGACAGUGUAGAAAUUUUGAAUGCAUAUUUAGCCGCGUUUAUGGUCCGAGAGGGAGCCAUAGCUCAGAGGAAUCUCCCCAUCCACAUCACAGAGACGCCCGGACAACGCUUUCUAUCCAGCAAAAGCGCAAUUCCCGAAAUCGAAUCAAAAUAUUCUGGCUUGGUGCUCAGUACGCCCCCUCAAACACAAACAGACGAUUAUUCAAAAAGUGUGAAACUAUCCAAAGCACUCCGUCUCUCUGCUGUAAAAGUAAAUGCAACUCCAGAGACAGAGUCUGCAUGUGACUCAGACUUUUUCUCACAUGCUAAGUUUCCCGUUACAUCUCCCGGAAAUGUGUCAGCCACGUCUCGCUCUGCAACAGUUAUCAAACCACAUAUUCGCUCUCAGUCUGAUCACACCGCAACAAAACACCUGUCGCCUUUGUCGGAAAUAAACCUGACUACAUGGAAGGAUGACUCUGCGCAUUCGCUUCACUUACCCUCUGUGAAGGACCUGAUUUCAGCACGAUGGACAGCUCCCUCAGACUCACAGCGCAUAUUUUUGUGGCGCACAUUAAACACCAACAGUAAUAACAACAACGAAGGGGAGGGGAGCAAGGAGGUAAAUGCAUAUAGUCAUGAAUCUGAAAAAGAAAAAUCGCCGUGGCAUGGUCAGACACAGCAGCAAGACCUGUUGGAAAGCGCACUGCCAAAGAUGGUCCACCCAGUGUGCCCUGACUGCAUUUCCCCCGACUGUUCAGCCACCGAGCGGGGGGACCAUGCACAUAUGCAAUUAAAAUCCAGUAAGCAAGUGCCAUUAGAGCCCGAAGGUGUCAGACAGUCAGAUAGACGGCAGAUGGGGGCCGAGGAAGAAAGGGAGAGGGAUACAGAGAGGGAGGGAGAGCGCUUGGAGGGGUCCGCUGCUGUUGGGGGAGGGAAAUUACAGGUGGGGGUGGGUGAGACAGAGUGGGUGCGCCUGAUGGGAGGGAGAGAUGCAGGAGGAGAAGAGCAAAAGGAGGAGGAGUGGGAGAGGGAAAAGAGAAUAACAAAGGCAAGCCAGGCUGUGGAGAGAGAGUUAGAGGGAGGGAAGGGUCAGGAUAGGGGCAGUAGUACCACCACCAUCAUGCAGCCAGAUAGCGAAAGAGGGAAGAGAGAGAGCCAGGUUGAUGAAAGCCAUGAGGUAGGAGAGAUGGAUGAGAGGGAGGGGGAGGAGGGGGAGGAGAGGCAGGGCACAAGGGGAGAGAGGAGUCUGGAACAACUGAUAAUAGUAGAAGAUGAUGAAACCUCGCCGGGAAAAAGGGAGAGGGAGAUUUUGAAGCCGUGGCCUCGCUCUCGACGUGCAGCCAACAGACACCCCCAUUUCUCCCAGUAUAACUAUCAAGUACAAGUAGCUGAGAACCAGCCGCCUGGCACCUCGGUCAUUGUCAUGUCCGCCUCAGACACAGAUGCAGGAGAUGCAGGCAGGGUGAGCUACACAAUGGCCCCACUGAUGAACAGUCGAUCAUCUGACUACUUCCACAUCCAUCCAGACACAGGUCUCAUUACCACCACUCAGAUUCUAGACAGAGAACACAUGGAUUUGCAUUACUUCCGGGUCACUGCGACAGAUUAUGGCCCCUCUCGCCUCUCUGGCACCACAAUGGUGGCCAUUACUGUUUCAGACCGAAAUGAUCAUUCUCCCAUAUUUGAACAGACAGAGUACAGGGAAACAAUCAGGGAAAACGUUGAGGAGGGCUAUCCCAUCUUACAACUGAGAGCGACAGACUUAGACUCCCCAUCCAAUGCCAAUAUCCGUUACCGCUUUGUUGGUGACACGGCUGCAAUGGCACGAGGAGCCUUUGAGAUUGACCCACGUUCUGGCCUCAUUACAACCCGCGGAUCAGUGGACCGGGAAACAAAUGAGCACUACACUCUCCAGGUGGAGGCUAGUGACCAGGGGAAGGAACCAGGGCCACGCUCCGCCACUGUUAAAGUUUUCAUCACUGUUCUGGAUGAAAAUGACAAUGUGCCACAGUUCAGUGAAAAGCGCUAUGUGGUAGCAGUGAAGGAGGAUGUACGGCCGCACUCUGAGAUCCUCCGUGUGAGUGCCACAGACAGGGACAAGGACAGUAAUGCUGCUGUUCACUAUAAUAUCAUCAGUGGUAACAGCCGUGGGCAGUUUUCUAUUGACAGUGUCACUGGGGAGAUCCAGGUUGUGGCACCACUAGACUUUGAGGCAGAACGAGAGUAUACGCUCCGUGUUCGUGCACAGGACAAUGGCCGGCCACCUCUGUCCAACAACACCGGUAUUGUCAGUGUACAGGUGACGGAUGUCAACGACAACCCACCGAUCUUUGUCUCCACACCAUUCCAGGCGUCUGUGCUUGAGAGUGCCCCAGUUGGUAGUUCUAUCCUCCACAUACAGGCCAUUGAUACUGAUUCUGGUGAUAAUGCCCGUCUGGAGUACAGGUUAACUGGCACCAGCUCUGACACGCCAUUCAUUAUUAAUUCUGCAACAGGCUGGGUCACUGUGAGUUCUAUUCUUGACCGAGAAUCUGUAGAGCACUAUUUCUUCGGUGUGGAGGCUAGGGAUUAUGGCAUGCCACCUCUUUCUGCUACUGCGAGUGUUACAAUUACAGUGAUGGAUGUUAAUGACAACCGCCCUGAGUUCCUCCAAAAGGAGUACUAUUCUCGCCUGAAUGAGGAUGCGGUGGUUGGCACCAGUGUUGUGACUGUCACAGCUGUGGACCGUGAUGUCAACAGUGCGGUGACCUAUCAGAUUACAGGAGGAAACACCAGAAACCGCUUUGCUAUUAGCACAGCAGGAGGGGCUGGACUUCUCUCGUUAGCUCUCCCAUUGGACUACAAACAGGAGCGCCGCUAUGUUCUAACCGUCACUGCCUCAGACCGCACGCUCCACGACACCUGUCAGGUGCACAUCAACAUCACAGAUGCCAACACACAUCGGCCUGUAUUUCAGAGUGCCCACUACUCUGUUAGUGUGAAUGAGGACAGACCACCUGGAAGCACUGUAGUUGUGAUCAGUGCCACAGAUGAUGAUGUUGGUGAAAAUGCUCGAAUCACAUAUUUCCUCGAGGACAAUAUCCCACAAUUCCGUAUUGACACCUCAACAGGGGCUAUUACACUCCAGGCAGAGCUUGACUAUGAGGACCAGAUGACUUACACUUUGGCUAUAACAGCUAAAGACAAUGGCAUACCACAGAAAUCAGACACCACAUACGUUGAGGUGAAUGUGAAUGAUGUGAACGACAAUGCACCUCAGUUCCUCAGCCCCAGAUAUCAGGGAACAGUGAGCGAAGAUGCUCCUCCUUUCACUAGUGUCCUUCAAAUAUCAGCUACUGACCGUGAUGCACACGCCAAUGGUCGUGUUCAGUACACUUUCCAAAAUGGUGAGGACGGGGAUGGAGACUUUACCAUUGAACCUACAUCUGGCAUUGUCCGAACUGUUCGCCGUUUGGACCGUGAGAGCGUGCCAUUCUAUGAGCUCACGGCUUAUGCUGUGGAUCGUGGCGUUCCCCCUCAGCGAACUCCCGUCCACAUCCAGGUGACAGUCCUAGAUGUGAACGACAAUGCCCCUGUCUUCCCUGCAGAUGACUUUGAGGUUCUAGUGAAGGAAAAUAGCGCAGUGGGCUCUGUGGUAGCCCAGAUCACGGCCACUGACCCAGAUGAGGGUGCCAAUGCUCAGAUCAUGUACCAAAUUGUGGAGGGCAACAUCCCUGAAAUUUUCCAGAUGGACAUCUUUUCAGGGGAGCUCACCUCACUCAUUGAUCUUGACUAUGAAGCCCGCAAUGAGUAUGUCAUCGUAGUCCAGGCCACCUCAGCACCUCUAGUCAGCCGGGCCACUGUCCGAAUCAGAUUGGUGGACCAGAACGACAACCGGCCCACUCUGCAGGACUUCCAAAUCAUCUUCAACAACUUUGUGUCCAAUCGCUCCAACAGUUUCCCCAGCGGGGUAAUUGGGAGAGUACCCGCCCACGACCCUGAUGUGUCAGACAGGCUCUACUACACCAUUGACAGAGGGAACGAGCUUCACCUGCUGCUCCUGAAUCACACCAGUGGAGAGAUCCGACUGAGCCGAAAACUGGAUAACAACAGGCCGCUGGUGGCUCCCAUGCUGAUCACCGUCACAGAUGGCGUCCACAGCAUUUCAGCCCAGUGCAUUCUCCGCGUCCUCAUCAUCACCGAGGACAUGCUCGGCAGCAGUGUCACUGUCCGCCUCCAGAACAUGUCCCAGGAGCACUUUCUGUCACCGCUGCUGGGUAACUUCCUGGAGGGCGUGUCGGCGGUGCUCUCGGUGCCUGUUGAAGAUGUUUUCAUCUUUAACAUCCAGCCUGACCUGGACGCAGCGCCGGGAGGAAUCCUGAAUGUCAGCUUCUCUGCCGCACUGCCGGGUGGACUUUUCUUCCCCUCUGAGGCCCUGGAGGAACAGCUGUACCUUAACAGGCUGAGGCUGACAUCACUGACACAGAUGGAGGUCCUACCAUUUGACGACAAUGUGUGUCUACGUGAGCCGUGCCAGAACUACAUGAAGUGCAUCUCAGUGCUGCGAUUCAACAGCUCUGCCCCCUUCAUCUCCUCGCCCUCCAUCUUGUUCCGGCCCAUUCACCCCAUCGCAGGCCUACGCUGCCGCUGUCCAGUUGGCUUCACGGGUGAUUACUGCGAGACGGAGAUCAACCUGUGUUACUCCAACCCUUGCCUGAAUGGAGGGGUGUGCGCCCGCAGAGAAGGAGGGUAUACCUGUAUCUGCCGUGAAGACUACACUGGUGAUCGAUGUGAGUUUGAUCGACGGCAGGGCAGGUGUGUGCCAGGUGUGUGUCGUAAUGGAGGGACGUGUCGGGAGCUUUCAGGUGGGGGUUUCCGCUGUGAGUGUCCUGCUGGAGGCUAUGAGCGUCCAUACUGCACAGUCACUGCCCGGUCCUUCCCACCGAAGUCCUUUGCCAUGUUUCGGGGCCUCAGACAGAGAUUUCACCUUUCCAUCUCGUUAACUUUUGCCACCUUGGAGAACAGUGGUCUUCUCUUCUACAAUGGACGCUUCAAUGAGAAACAUGACUUCAUCGCCUUGGAGAUACAAGACGGACAAGUGGUGCUCAAAUAUUCCACAGGUGAAUCGUCCACUCAGGUGAGUCCCUUCCUGCCUGGGGGUGUGAGCGAUGGCAACUGGCAUACUGUUCACAUCCACUACUACAACAAGCCGAAGCGCAGUAUGAGUGGCGAGGCCCAGGGUCCGUCAGAUGAGAAGAUCGCUGUAGUGAGUGUUGACGACUGUGAUACAGCCCUGUCUCUUCGCUUCGGUACGCAGCUCGGAAAUUACAGCUGUGCUGCACAGGGCAAACAGACCAGCAGCAAGAAGUCUCUGGACCUGACUGGUCCAUUGUUUCUGGGUGGAGUUCCCAAUGUACCAGACAACUUCCCAUUUGGCACCAGGGAGUUUAUCGGCUGUAUGAAGGAGCUGCACAUUGACAACAAGCCGCUGGACUUGGCUGGCUUUAUCGCUAACAAUGGAACGCUCCCUGGCUGCAGCGCCAAGCUGCCUUUCUGUAAGUCCAAUCCAUGUCAGAACGGAGGAACCUGCAGAGUGAGCUGGGAGACCUUCUCCUGUGACUGUCCCCUAGGGUACGGAGGGAAGGACUGCAGCCAUGUGAUGCCACACCCCCAUCGCUUCCUGGGUAACAGUGCCCUCUGGUGGGACCUGAAGAACGACGUGACCAUCUCCACGCCCUGGUACCUCGGCCUUGUGUUCAGAACCAGAGCGCAAGAAGGGACAUUGUUGCAGGCCCAGGCUGGCCAGUACACCAGCCUGCUGUUCCAGGUGAUAAAUGGUCAGCUGGUGUUCUCCGUGACCCGCGGCUCGACCAGACCAGUGCGUUUGCGGUUGGACCAGGUUCAGGUGGCAGACGGCCGGUGGCAUGACCUCCAGCUGGAGCUGCGAGAUGUCCGCAGUGGCCGCGAGACACGCUACGUUGCCACACUACGGCUUGACUUUGGACUCUAUCAAGGAACAGUGAUAGUGGGAAAUGAGAUUCAUGGUUUGAAGGUGAAACAUCUGCAUGUGGGAGGAGUGCUGGGCUCCGGAGAAGUUCAAAAUGGGAUAAGAGGAUGCAUACAGGGUGUUCGGUUAGGUGUGCGGCCCGAUGCCCCUCCCUUGCCCCGCCCAUCGAGAGCUGUCAAAGUAGAGACUGGCUGUAAUGUUGGCAACCCCUGCGUCUCAUCUCCUUGCCCUGCCCAUAGCCGUUGCUCCGACCAAUGGGAGCGGCACACCUGUGUCUGCGAGCCUGGCUACUAUGGGAGAGGCUGCACUGAUGCUUGCCAUCUGAAUCCGUGUGAAAACGAGGCUCAGUGCCACAGGAAGCCCAGCUCUUCACAUGGAUACAUCUGUGACUGUGGAGACAACCACUAUGGGCAGUACUGCCAACACAGAAUUGAUCACCAAUGUCCCAGGGGUUGGUGGGGAUCUCCGACCUGUGGACCAUGUCACUGUGACACCAAUAAAGGCUUCGACCCCAACUGUAACAAGACCAGUGGACACUGUCACUGCAAGGAGUUUCACUACCAUGUGCGGGCCUCUGACACCUGCCUGCCAUGUGACUGCUACCCAGUGGGUUCCUUCUCUCGAUCAUGUGACCCAGAGACAGGCCAAUGCCAGUGCAGGCCCGGUGUGAUAGGUCGCCAGUGCAACACAUGUGACAACCCCUUUGCUGAGGUCACAAAUUCAGGCUGUGAAGUCAUUUAUGAUGGUUGUCCAAAGACCAUCACUCAGGGGAUCUGGUGGCCUCGGACCAAGUUCAACCUGCCAGCUGCAGUGCCUUGCCCCAAAGGCUCUGUCGGUGCGGCCAUCAGACACUGUGAUGUAGAGAGAGGAUGGCUUGAGCCAGACCUUUACAACUGUACCUCGCCUCCAUUUGUGGAGCUCAAUGCUGCUCUUGAUUCUCUGGAGCGUAAUGAAACCGAGUUGAACACCAUCUUGGAGAAGAAACUUGCCCACCAGCUCCGGGACGUCACUGAGGCAACCACCCGACUCUACGGCAAUGACUUGCAGAUUGCCGAAAGACUGCUGUCCCGCCUCCUGACCUUCGAGACCCAACAGAGCGGCUUUGGACUCACUGCUACUCAGGAUGCACAUUUCAACGAGAACAUUCUCCGGGGGUGCAGUGUGCUGCUGGGUCCUGGUACCUCUGGGCUUUGGCGGGCUCUCACUCAGAGUCAGAACCACAUCCCAGGCGGUGGUCCAGCUGAGCUGGCAGAGCUGCUGGAGCAGUACACCCAGAAUCUGGCCCAGAACAUGAAGCUCACCUACCUUAACCCUGUGGCGCUGGUUGCUCCAAACAUUGUCAUGAACCUAGACCGUAUAGAGAACCAGACCCAUGUGCGACGACGUUUCCCACGUUACCACACCACCAUGUUUCGCGGUCAGGCUUUGUGGGAUCCCUACACCCAUGUGAUACUUCCCCCAGCUGCCCUGGUGCCACAACGACAGCAACAACACAACUGGAAGGAGAAGGAGCGGACAGAGAAAGAACCCCCUCAGAAUGCUGCUCCUGCUCCUGUCAGUAUCUCACCCAAUCAGACAGGAGAGUACACGGCAGCCAGACGCACUGUUUCGCUGCCUGAGCCACCCAUCACCAUCGUCCUCUUGCUGAUCUAUCGCAGUCUGGGCGCUGCCCUCCCUGCCAAGUACCACACAGACCGACGAGGAGUGAGGCUUCCCAGACACCCGGUAAUGAACUCCCCAGUGGUCAGUAUCUCCGUAUUCAACAACCAGACGUUUGUGGGCGGACACUUGGACCAACCUAUCCUGCUUGAGUUCAAGCUGCUGGAGACGGCCAAUCGCAGCAAACCACUUUGUGUGCAGUGGAACCACAGCAGUCCGUAUGAGAUAGGAGGUUGUUGGACAGUCAGGGACUGCAUGGUGGUGUACAGGAACACCUCUCAUGUCCGCUGUCAGUGCCAGAGACUGGGCACCUUCGGCGUGUUGAUGGACAGCUCACAGAGAGAGCAGUUGGAGGGGGAUCUAGAGACACUGGCCCUGGUCACAUACUCCUCUCUGUGCGUCUCAAUGCUGGCCCUCCUCCUCACUGUCCUGGUGCUCUCCUGCCUCCGAGGCCUCAAGUCCAACACCAGGAGCAUCCAUUCAAACUUGGCGGCGGCCAUGUUUUUGUCGGAGCUGGUGUUUCUGUUCGGGGUCAAUCAGACUGAACAACAGUUCCUGUGCACGAUUGUUGCCAUCCUCCUGCAUUACUUCUUCAUGUCCAUGUUUGCCUGGAUGUUCGUGGAGGGCCUUCAUAUCUACCGCAUGCAGACUGAGCAACGCAACAUUAACUAUGGUGCCAUGAGGUUCUACUAUGCCAUCGGUUGGGGCGUGCCCGCCAUCAUCACAGGCCUGGCAGUGGGCUUGGAUCCAGAGGGUUAUGGGAAUCCAGACUUUUGUUGGAUCUCCAUCUAUGACAAACUCAUCUGGAGCUUUGCUGGUCCUAUAGCCAUCGUCAUACUGAUGAAUGGAGGGAUUUUCAUGAUUGUAGCAAAGAUGUCCUGCAAUACCUCUCAGAAGGAGACCAAGAAGCUUCCUGUCAUUGCUACUAUUCGCAAUGCCUUCCUGCUGUUGCUAGUGGCCACCUCCACCUGGCUGUGUGGUCUGAUGGCUGUGAACAACAGCAUCCUGGCUUUCUACUAUAUAUUCGAUGUCCUCUGCUUAGUCCAGGGUCUGUCGGUGAUGCUGGUCUUCACUGUGUUCAACUCGGAGGUUAAGGAGGCCUGGAGAGUCGCCUGUUUGGGUAAGAAGAGCCCUGGAGAAGACCCACCGAGACCACCGCAGAACACUGCUCAGAACCCCUAUCACAAUGCAUCUCUGUUGGAGCAGAGUGGACUGCACCGCAUCACCCUGGGAACGUCCACCAUCUCCUCUGUCAGCUCCGCCAGAGAAAAUCUUUUGGCUCGUCAGACUCUGGAACAAAACAUCGUCCACACCGGAGCAACAGACCUGGAUGUAGCCAUGUUCCAUAGAGAUGGAGGUGAGGACUCUGACUCAGACUCUGACCUCUCCAUGGAGGAGGAGCGCAGUCUCUCCAUCCCUUCCUCGGAGAGCGAGGACAACGUCCGACUCCGUGGGCGCAUCCAACGGAGAUUUAAACGCUCCAAUCACAGUGAGCGUUUGCUCACUGAGCCCACCCACAACGGCACCAAAGAUCUGGAUGGCAAUGACCUUCUGUCCUACUGGCCAGCUCUGGAGGAGUGUGAGACACACACCUUGCAGAAGUGGGGCUCAGAGCGCCCCCUGGGGGCAGAUUACAGCAAGGACGCUGCCAACAACAACCAACCUGAUGCAGCGCUGACCAGUGGGGACGAGAACGGCCUCACCCAGCCCCACAGACACCGCAAGGGUAUCCUUAAGAAUCGUCUUGGCUGUCCCCCAGCACUCCAGGGUCUUUCCACCAUGGGCCGGGUCCCUAGUGAGCUGAACUGGUACCGGACCUCUACUUUGGGUCACCGGGGCGUUCCUGCGGCCUCCUACGGUCGCAUGUACUCUGCCACGGCAGGUGCCAGCGGAGGUUCCGGCUCUCUUUCCCAACCAGCUUCCCGCUACUCCUCCAGGGAGCACCUGGACUCGCUAGCCCGGAGGCAGCUGUCCAGGGAUCCACUAGGGAGGCAGACGAUUGGGGGAUCAAGGGACCGGCUGGACUCCCGUGGUUCUAGGGACAACCUGGACCUCUUACCCAGGAGGAGAGAGCUGGGGCAGGGAGCGGGGCUAGGAAGCCUGGGGCUGGAUCACCAGCGAGUCUCAUCAUCCAGGGAGAACUUGGCAGUAUCCAGGGACAGACUGGACAACCACCACGCAGGCAGUGUCCACGCCUCGAGGGAGGACUUGAGUGGAAAUGGAGGAACGGAGGGAUACCUCAGUGGAUCGAGGUCACAGCUGAACACCCUAACUCGGAGGCAGGCCUCAUCCCGAGAGCACCUAGGGGGGGCACUGAUGAGCAGUAGGUCGAGAGAGCAGCUGGAGACCAACGGAGUAGGAGCCCAGGGUCAGCCGUGUCGGGAGUGGCUCCGCACUCUGCCUCCCCGCCAGCCCUCCCACCCCGACCAGCCUCCCUCCUCCUCCCCUCCUCCCCCAAUCUCAGAGGAGCCUCAGCAAGAGCAGCUCCCGGCUUCAGCUCACGUUAGAGGACGGCUGGACUCCGCACCUCCAUGUAGGUACCCCGGUCAGACUGUCCCCCAGGUCCCGGGUCAAAAUCCGAACCCUCUGGGACGACAACCAUCCAGUGAACAUCUGGAUAUUCUAUCCUCCAUCCUGGCAUCCUUCAGUUCCUCGGUCCUCACUCCUCCCUCUGCUGCCUCUAACCCAGGCCCUAAUGGCUCCGCCCAUGGGCCCUCCCCCUCCCCACCUCAGUCUGCCACCUCCCACAGCAUAUCUGAAGUCUCCCCCGACUCCGAAGCCAACAGAAGUGAAGGGCAGUCUUGAUGACAGCCUUAAUAUCCCUUUAUGCAUUGUGACAGUGCUUGGAACACCAGGGACAAGUUUGAAGGUCAUGGAUGGCCCUUAACCACUGACACACCCCGGGACAUUGGAGGACUAGAAACAAACGUGGGACAGAGAAGACACAGAGUUGGAAAGAAAUUAAGACAGAGAGAGUGUCCACUGAGGACAAAAGAGGAUGUUUGUGGGUGGUUUGUACUGUAUAAAGGUUUUUUGAGUCCCACCGCCUUCAGUGAUCGAUGACGUUUCUUUGGACAAUGAGUCAAAUCACCUCUACUACCUAAAAACUGUUAAAGUCAAACACAAACUCCUCAGAUUUCAAACAGAUCAGAUCAGAUUGAUCCAUACAAGAUCUGUCUAAAAAAAAAAAAAAAGAAGAGACUGUAAAUAACAUUUUUAUACAUUUUGUAUCUUUUUCAUUGAAGAUGAAGAAGAAAUCUCUUGUGAUGUUUCUUUUUUUUUUUUUUUUAAAGAUAGUGUCUGUGUGAGGUUGGUGCGAAUGCAGUCUUGUUUGUUGCUGAGGGAGAGAUUUUCCCUUACAAAGAAAAAACUAUCCCAAAAUGUCUCCCUGAAACCAAUUUUCCUCAGAAACCUUUUCCUCCCACCCAUCAACUUUGUGUAUAGUGACAGGGGUCCGGCAAUAGUAUCUGAUGAGAUUAUGGUUGAAGAUGUGGUUGAAGGGAAAAUAUCAAAGUAGCGAGAAGUGAUUGUAAAUAGAGGAAGGGAGUAUUACAAAGAAGAGAUUUGAUGGAACAAGAUGAAUGUGCAGAGAAAGAUGGCCAACGUUAAGCUAAACACCUAAAAGAAGGUUCAGAGUUCAGCUAUUAAAGCUCAGUCACAAGUGUCAAAGUUUCAGCUCUUUCAGGAGAUUGUGCUGUUUUGUGAUCCGCUGUAAAUGAAUGUGACCUUGUCGUCUGUCUGUGUAUCUUUGUGCCUGGUGCUGUCUGAUCCAGACCAUAUCAGUCGAUUGAUAUUACAAGACCAUAUCUUUAGUGUUCCAGAGACCUGGUGGGUGAAGGUAGAUAUCUGUCUGCCUCUCUGUAUGAGGCUGUAUCAUUUAACAAUCAUUUAAACCCCCUCAAGGUAUCUUGCACUUCAAUGCAUCACAACUCGGCCUGCCUCAGGAGAUGCCACAGGAGCAGCCGAAUCUCUCUGGCAGCAUCCAGGAGACUCAUUUAUAAAAGCUUCUCAUGCAGAAGUGCUGUGCAAAUCCAAGCCAAAGGGACAACUGCUUCAAAUCCAAGCUCUGUAAUGAAAAUGACUUGUGCAGGAUGUGAAUGCUGAAGAUUCACAGUUUUGUUUCAGUCUUCAUUUAAAAAAAAAAAAAAAAAGAAAAUUGUGGGCCAUGGAAACAAGCCUAAAGUGAAAAAUUGUGGCCCUAAUGAGGCCCUAUGUCUGUGCUACUAGAUAAGCUAACACUGGUUGAUAUUUUAGUUGGCUGCAUACUGUAUAAGCAAGUGGAUUUGAUUUGGCAUGUAGGAGAGCGGAUCAGAGGGAACGCAUUAUGAGUCACAUCUUAGUGUGCUCAGAUAUUUGUUUGGAGACCUGAAAGCAGACCUGCAGUACAUACCCAGCAAGUAUCUACCUGAAUAUUUUAGCUCAUGUCUGUAGCACAUGAAUCCCAUGACAGAAGUUUUUACUUGCUUGGUUGAAUGCAGAUGAAAUGACUUCAGCUUGUCCUUUUAUAUAUGACAAAAUCUAACAGAACAGAGGCACUAGCUCUAAAUCUGCAUAGUUCUGACUUUGCUUAUGAGCUCCCAUCAGAACACAUUUAUACAGAUGUCUUCUCAUAGUUAGACUAAUGCACAAAGGUGAGGUCUCUUGAAAGGCACAGCGUAGCUUCUGCAGCGCUGUACAAGUUUGCUGAGGAGAGAUGUCAGUUGUGCCAGCACUAAAAGCCUCUAAGUGGUUUUGAGAUGCAGGUCCAUCAGCAGCUGCUCCUCUCUCACAGCUGUUGGAGCGAGCGCUGAGUUCAGCCUUAAGGUAACAACAUGCAGGCAUUUGUAAGCAAUGGAGACAGACAGGCAGUCUCCACUAGCCUUCAGAGGGAUUAAGGGAUUGUCAAUAACCUAAAUGUUUUUUUGUAAUGAAAAACAUGUAGUGGGUCAUACAAACUGAAGUAUUACAACGCUAACACAGCAAGAGAGGAAGUGGAUAGCAAAACAGGAAGGCUAAAAUACAGCACUAUGAGUGUCAGAAUAAAUCACGAGGUAAAAAAACAGACAAGGUUGGAAGGAACGCAAACUGGGUCAGAAUCCAUGACUAUGCGCAAAAGUGUAACUGCAAGGAGGAGGGCGUAGAUGUUACUCAUUGCUGAGGAAGACAAAGACCGAGAAAGACAGAUGCAAGUGAAUAGUGGAUAUAAACACAAACGCACAUCUCACACACCUUGCAAAUGCAUAUCUCCCUGCUCUGACUGCUACUCUGUCAUUGCCAAGUCCCUGGGAUGUGACAACUGAAGCUAGUUUUGACAGUAGUAUUGCCAAGAAAAAAAAAAUUUUUGCUCCUGAAUUUGAUUCCUUCUCAUUCAUUCGCUCCAUUUACUUACUUUGUCUUCAUAGAUUUGUUUAUCUCCAACUGACAGUACCUUUAACUUGUACAGACAUGAGAUUUAUUUUAUUUAUCGAUAAUUUAUUGACAUUGUAUUGAUUAUUUAUGUUGCCAUUUUGUAUGAAAGACUGUUGUUAAAGAAGUAUGUGUGAGUUCUUUUGUCCAAGUGUUCCCUUUUUUUUCACACAUGUAAUGUUUCUUAUGAUCUCUCACUGCAACAAAUUCACAGAUAGAUGCGGGACAUUUAGCUUUCAGCAUUAAAUUAGUUUCUUUAUCCAAUCAUGGAUGUAAAAUCCUAUAUACAUGCAUUUAUCCUCUCCAUUAGAGAAUGUCAACAUAUCUAAACAUAUCCAAACUAAAAUUUGCAUACUGGCUGUAAAUAGUGCAGGUAUGUCCCUAAUCAAACUUUUUUUCCCUCCCUGUUCUACUGUUCAGAUCAUUAUGUAUCUGCUUUUACACACAGUCAGCCGUCAGUAACGCUGAAAUGAAAACUCUAGCUUCAGGUUAAUGUGAUUCAGACCAAUAGAAGUCACACACUUAGGGGGAGACAAAAACACUGAGUUGAGACUAAAACGUUGUCAUGUGCUCUGAAAAUUGAAAAGAGGGAUUGGAGGCGGGAUGGGAGAUUGUCUUUGUUAGAUUUGUGUGUUCAUUAUAUGAUGCCUUCUAUCCCGCCGUUGGCAAAGGGAUGGCGGCAUGGAAACAGCUGUUCCUCUGUUACCACGGAAACAAGAGAAAUGUUGGACAUUAAAAAAUGACUUAUUCCUA